This is a messenger RNA of Vicia faba (fava bean), 330 nucleotides long. The record is from the annotation of a GenBank genome assembly. Lineage: Eukaryota; Viridiplantae; Streptophyta; Magnoliopsida; Fabales; Fabaceae.
AUGCAGGACAAAAAGAUCGAAGCUCCCAUUAAGGAUGGUUGGAUUGAUGAAUCAAAGGAAACAACAGAUGAUAGUAACGAUCAUAUCCCAAUUGACAUCUAUAAUAAAUGUUUUGGUGAAAAGCAAGAAGCCAUUAAGAUAAUAGAUCUGGAAGCUCGGAAGGGAUAUAAUUGUGUUAUUCAUACAACUGCACGGAAUUCAUAUGAGAAGUAUAUUGGUGAUGGAUGGUACGAAUUUUACAAAGAGAAGAAGCUUAAAGCUGGAGAUGAGUUAUCUUUUAGCAUGAGACCUCAUGCAGAUUUUAUGUAUGUUUUUGUAAUUAGGAGUUGA